AUGGCAGGAGGUGGUUUUGUCUCUCAAGGUGGUGCAGGAAACUAUGAGGGCAAGGUGACAUGCUUUGUAAUUAUGACAUGUUUGGUUGCUGCCAGUGGUGGUCUCCUUUUUGGUUAUGACAUUGGUAUCUCAGGAGGGGUUACGUCAAUGGAUGAGUUCUUGCAAAAGUUCUUUCCGGAGGUGUAUAAAAAGGAAAAGAACCUUAGUGGAAAUACUAGCAACUAUUGCAAAUUUGACAGUGCAGUUCUGACACUUUUCACCUCUUCCCUUUACUUAGCAGCCCUGGUUGCCUCCUUCUUUGCUUCUGCAACAACAAAAGCAUUGGGAAGAAAGGCCUCCAUGGUAAUUGGAGGUCUAGUAUUUCUUAUAGGUGCAAUCAUCAAUGGAGCUGCCAUGAAUGUUGCAAUGCUCAUCAUUGGUCGUCUCUUGCUCGGUGUAGGCGUUGGAUAUGCUAACCAGGCAGUUCCAGUUUACCUAUCAGAAAUGGCGCCCGCGAAGAUCAGGGGUGCACUCAACAUUGGUUUCCAAAUGGCUGUAACAAUAGGAAUUUUCGGAGCCAAUUUGGUGAACUACGCAACAUCAAAGAUGCAGCACAAUGGAUGGAGAUUUUCUCUGGGUGGGGCAAUGGUCCCUGCUAUUAUCAUGACCGUCGGAUCUCUCUUCUUACCAGACACUCCCAAUUCCCUGAUUGAGAGAGGCAAGAAAGAUGAAGCAAGGCAAAUGUUGAAGAAAAUCCGUGGAACCGAGAAUGUGGAUGAGGAAUACAACGAUCUUGUGGUGGCAAGUGAAGCUUCAAACCAAGUCCAGCAACCAUGGAAGGAUAUCUUGGACAGGAAACAUAGGCCUCAUCUGGUCAUUGUUUCCCUCAUUCCAUUUUUCCAGCAACUCACUGGCAUCAAUGUGAUCAUGUUUUAUGCCCCUGUUCUUUUUAAGACUCUUGGCUUUGGUGAUGAAGCUUCCCUCGUUAGUGCUGUGGUCUCUGGUCUGGUGAAUGUCUUCGCCACUGUGGUGUCAAUCAUCAGUGUUGAUAGGUUUGGGAGAAGGGCAUUGUUCUUGGAAGGUGGAAUCCAAAUGAUCCUUUCCCAGUUGGGCGUUGGAAUUCUGAUUGCCAAAGUUUUCGGAGUAUCUGGGGAGGGAACCUUCACCAAAACUCAAGGCGAUAUUGCACUGUUCUUGAUCUGUGUGUACGUUGCUGCAUUUGCAUGGUCUUGGGGACCUUUGGGGUGGUUGGUGCCUAGUGAAAUCUUUCCCCUCGAAAUCCGAUCAGCCGGGCAAUCCAUCAAUGUUUCUGUAAACAUGUUCUUCACAUUCAUAAUCGGACAGCUCUUCCUAACUAUGCUUUGCCACUUGAAAUUUGGCCUCUUCUUCUUCUUCGGCGGAUUUGUGAUCAUGAUGACUUUGUUCGUCUAUUUCUUCUUGCCUGAGACCAAGAAUGUGCCAAUUGAAGAAAUGAAUAGAGUCUGGAAGGCUCACUGGUUCUGGGGAAAGUAUAUCCCAGAUGAUGCUGUUGGCCUUCGCCAUCAGCCAAAAUCAAUCGAAUUUUGA
This is a messenger RNA of Coffea eugenioides, 1545 nucleotides long. Its product is annotated as sugar transport protein 10-like. The transcript has 4 exons. Gene Ontology annotation, biological process: monosaccharide transmembrane transport. NCBI's taxonomy places the organism in Eukaryota, Viridiplantae, Streptophyta, Magnoliopsida, Gentianales, Rubiaceae. Gene Ontology annotation, molecular function: monosaccharide transmembrane transporter activity. Gene Ontology annotation, cellular component: membrane. The record is from RefSeq and is a predicted model, not a curated record. The coding region runs from base 1 to 1545 and encodes 514 amino acids.